This is a messenger RNA of Caenorhabditis sp. 36 PRJEB53466, 1906 nucleotides long. The record is from the annotation of a GenBank genome assembly. Lineage: Eukaryota; Metazoa; Nematoda; Chromadorea; Rhabditida; Rhabditidae.
AUGAUAGUUGAAGGUCUAUUGCUCUUCGAUGCUGUUUUUGCAACAAUAUCUGGUUUCUUACUCUAUGCAUUGCCUAAAUUUUUUGGAGAUCAUCUGUUUGUAAGUUUCUUAAAGUCAUAAUGUACAUUCCAAUUUUUCAUUUGAGAAUCGUUUACGAUAUAAUUCAGAAUUUUAAACUUUAUUAGUUCUAGUUUUUUAAAUUGCUCAGGCAAAUCGUAAUAAAUCUAGCUUGGCUACGGGAAUUGCUGAAAAAACAGUAACUAUCUAGCGAAAAUUAUUCAUGAAAAUUAUUCAUGAAAAUUGUUAUUUGAUUCACAAAAAUACAUUUUUUUAACUGAAAAUCUGACAUUGUUGCUUUUUGAAAGUAGACGUUUGUUGAAAAGCAUUCAUCCGAAACAGUAAACUACCUUCGGAGUCAUUAUAUUAAGAGAAAUGUUGGAGAAUGACUUAAAUGUUGGAUUAUAAGCAUUACAUUAAGCAUAUUAUGGGCCCAGAGUAUCCCCAUGCGCGGGACUGCCUGCAAUGCGUCCAUCAGCGAACUUGCAUUUUAGGAUCGCCCUAUAGACCUAUCAUAGGUCCGCGAUCUCAAUAGACCAAUCGCGAAACACCUGUGAGCCUGCCGCACACGCGAUUGUGGGUUCGACCCCGACUUGCUUUUGUCCGGUCCGCCUUUCUUUUUGCUGCACUGAGCAGACAUCCAAAAGGACGUUGCGCAAUGAAAAAAAGACUCGCUUUGUUCGAAGAAACAAAAAAUAAUACUGAGGUGCAAAAUAAGCAAAUGUAAGUUAAUUGGGUACAUCAGGUGAAAUCUAGGCUAAUUCAAUAUUUGCUUCGCUUUCAGCAAACCGAAACAGACGGAGUUCACUGGCAUCUGACUAGGUGCAUUGGUGGACAAGUUGCUGCUUCUGCACUCGUCUCUUACAAGUUGCGGAAAUCUAGUGGUGUCAGCCAUUCCGUGUGCCAUUUUAUAAGGAUUGUUGUAAGUUUUAAUUUAGUUUUAAUUAGGAAAUUGCAAAAAAGUGCAAAAGCUGAACAAAAAAGCUGUCAAAAAAGAUGAUUCAACAUCUCCUACCCACACAGUUUUAAUUUAUGUUCAAAACUAUUCAAUUUCAACUUAAUAUUGGAGAUACGUUCAUGAAAUGCACGGAAUUAGAAGAUAAAGUAAAAAAUAAUUUUAGAUUUUUUCAGCCUUCCAUUCUAAUAUUAAUUCUUGUUUUCCAAAUCGAUUCUGUUACUCCUGAUCUCGUGCAACCUAUGGUAUAAGAUAAAUACAUUGUUUCUAAGAGUUAAUGUUUGAACUGUUUGCAGAUUCUAAAAUGUUUAAAAUGGCUGUUGAUUUCUACCAUUUUCGUUCACUUUGUCUUGCUAUCAAAGUCUGGCUGGAAAACUGGUAUGUUGAUGAUUCAUGCUAAAAUCUGAUACGAGAGACUAAGAUAUAAAAUUUCAGGAACGCGGUUGUCACCGAAUGUUUUCGGAAACUUCCUCUACCAGUUAGAUGCCCUUGCUUCAAUUUGUAUUGGUACUUGCUGGAUGACCUUCCCGAUGUGGUUACUUCAUCGACAGGUAAAAUAUUUUUGUUAUUGAAAGAAACAAAUUUUCUCAGGUGCUUGUCGAUCUUAACGAAUCUCACGAGUUCCUUGGCAGAGUUAUGGGAGCAAACUUUAUAGCAUCUUACAUUGUUUCAACACAUGCCCUGCACUGGGAAUCGCAAGAAGACAGAUUUGUAGCUGUUGACGGGCGGGUUAUCUGCUGCAUUGCUAUUCUUGGUGGACAGAUAUGGUCUCAAACUUAUGAGCAUUGGUCCGGCAAUCACUGGAUUGGAAUAUUUUUAUUCUCGACGUGGACUAUUGUCUCUUUAAUCUACCGCUCUUAUCUUGUGCUAACGACAAAAACUCGCACUGAAUAA